UAAUAUACUUAAUCUGGGUCUGCAGCACAUUGAACAAUUACCCAGAUCAUGAUGGAAAUCAACCGCUAUACAAUAAACUGUAGAUCAGAAUGUUCCUUAAAAAGCUACAUUUCAUAAUAUACAAUGUCAUGAUUUGACACCUGAGCUGAGACCUGAAUAGGACACUUUGAAUUUAUCUGAACAAUGUUAGUUGUCAUGAUUUGAAGAUAGAAUCCUUAAUUGUAACAAUAACAAAGCGGUUGCCCUGCCUGUUUUGGCAAAAGCUGAAGGUUGGGCCUGGAGAAAUGUAACCACUCAAAUUACUGACCAUACAUGAUAUAUAAAUAAUAGUUAUAACCAUGUUUUGAGGCUGUAAAGUGUUUUACAUUAUGUUGUUUACAAACAUUGGCAUAAAACAAGAUAAUAUUUGGGGUUUUGAUGGGGUACAACAGUUAAUCAAAGCUCAUCAGGCUUAUAACACUGAGUAUACCAAACAUCAGGAACACCUUCCUAGUACUGAGUUGACUCCAAUUCUUCCGACGGUUGUGUCAAGUUGGCUGGAUGUCCUUUGGGUGGUGGACCAUUCUUGAUACGCAUGUGAAGCUGUUGAGCGUGAAAAAAUUAUCAGCGUUGCAGUUCUUGACACAAAACGGUGCCCCUAGCACCUAUUACCAUACUCAGUUCAAAUGCACUUACAUUUUUUGCCCUUUCACUCUCAGAAUGGCACACAUACACAAUCCAUAUCUCAAUUGUCGCAAGGCUUAAAAAUCCUUCUCUAACCUGUCUCCUCCCCUUUAUCUAUACUAAUCGAAGUGGAUUUAACAAGUGACAUUAAUAAGGGAUCAUAGCUUUCACCUGGAUUCACCUGUUCAGGCGAUGUCAUGGAAAGAGCAGGUGUUUUUAAUGUUUAGUAUAAUCAGUGUAUAAAUUGUAUUCUUGAAGAAUCAAUGGGUUUAUAUCAUUAAUUUAUAAGUCCAAAAAUGUAUGUAGCAAAUAAGGAUUCUAGCUUUAAAGUACACUGCUAGAAAUAUUUGUAUUAACAUAAUAACAAUUAAAACACAAUUACUAUUGCUUGUGGUAGCUAAUAGCAUCUGAGCACCUCGACCCCGGCUCUCAACAGCAUCCCUAUUGGCUGACAUUUGACCCGAGCCACCGUGCCUUAGUAGGGAGCAAAAUCCAAAUGGCUGAAGAUCACAAAGUCUUGGUAGUAAGAAACAUUGGUUUGAGGGAUAUGAAAAGGAAUGCAGGUGGAACACAUCUCAGACUCAUUUGUAUUGUUUCAUUUUAAAUGGGUAGCCUAAGUUGACUGAAAUCCAUCUGCAAGAUUCAGUGCAUUAAGGUAUAUAUUUCUUGAUCAUUGAUCUUCUGGGACCAGAUCUGUGUAGUUGGUGAUUAGUAAAGUAGUUUUACUGUACUUAUCUUCAAUAGAGACCCUGUAAAGAACUUUGAGACAGAAAGCCUUUCUAAACUGCAUCUUCUAAUUUCUCAGAGGAAAUGAGAGAGUUAUUGGGCCAAUACAUCUCAGACACCCUCAGCUAUGUCCACACAGUGAAGGAAUUCUGUGACAGGCAUCCAAGGUGGAUCCUGCAGAGAAAGGAGGAACAAUCCAAGAUGAAGAACAUCAAGGAAAUGUCUUGAAUGCAGAAGACAAGACCAAGGCAUUAGGAGAGUUCACGAAAGACUAUCUGACCCAGGUGACUGCAAACCGUAGGCUUAAGGAGCUGGAGAAGGAGCUGGAAGCUGUACUGAAGGACACUCUCAAUGGGCUGGAGUAGCUGGACUGCUUCAUGGAUGCUGUGGAGAGGCUGGUGGUCACCUCUGUUUGUAUUUGCUGAUGAAAACCGGUUGUGUCCUCUGCCUCAGGGGAGGGAACAAGCAAGUGUCCGAGCUGUCAUCACCUCCGCUAGAAUGGCCUGUCCUCUCCUCAUCCACUUUAAGAGGGACGCUUCAGCCUUCUUUUCCCCAUGCCUCCUCAAUGUGGAGGUGCUGCACGUGUACUUGGAAAAUUACAUGCACAUCUCUGAGCAGCUUGGUGAGAGAAUGGGAUUGGGAAAAACAGAGAAGAAUGACAACUUGAUGAUUGACACAAGCCCUGAAGUAAAUGAAAAGUCCAUGCAGACCGUGUUUAACCAUUUGCGCUAUUUGAGUGAUAUCAGGGUGGACCAGCACCUCAGACUGACGUUCCUGUUCCAGGAGUCUGCCCUGCGCUUCAUUGGUCUGUUCAGUCAGUGCCACUCCAGAAUGCUGGACUUUAUAAAAGAGCUGGAAAGGAGAGCUGGCAAACUAGAUAAGAUGAAGAAAGGGGGUUAUAUCUCCAGUGUGGCAGGCAGUGCAGUGGGGGCGACCAGAGGUGCUCUGACCAUAACAGGCCUUUGUCUUGCCCCUGUUACUGCUGGGCUGUCACUGGGACUCACCAUCGCAGUGAUUGGAAUGGGUGUGACCAGUGGGGUCAACAGUCUAACCACUGGUGUUACAAAGGUGGCAUUUAAAAGCUACCAAAACAAGAAAGCCAAUACAAUCUUUCAAUGUUUCAUGGAGGACAUGCAAAGACUCCAUGGUAGUCUGGAGAAGGUGGCCAGCAACAUUUGCCCUUUGGAGCCGAAGGUGGUGGCAUUAGUGGUUGGGAAGAAUAUAGGCAAAGGUGGUGCGAGUUUAGGAAAGAAGAUCAAUGGCAUAGUAAAAAAUACCUCUGCAAUAGAGGCCUUAAUGGGAAAAGGCAUGGUUAUGGGUGCAGGCAAGUUGGGACUCCAAGAGGGCAAAACAUUUGCUGCAGAUUUACCUGACAUUGGGAUGUUGGCCCAAGGCACUCCACUCGCCCUCUCUAGGACAUUAAGGCGAUGCGCCGUGGCCUCAAAUGCCCUAUUCAUUGGCCUGGAUAUCAUCACUAUCUGUAAAGACAGUGUCAGCCUUGCCAAAGGCAGCAAGAGCAAGAGAUCCCAGCUCAUCCGAGCCAGAGCAGCACUGUGGCGCACAGAGAUCGACUCAUGUCAGAGGAUCCAUGACUCACUGUGCCGAGGCAUCUGGAGGUUCAGAAAGAGUCAGCGAAUCCUGGAGAAACCCUUUUACCUUGUGAAGGAGUUUGAAAGUCUAGAGCCGCUUGUGCAGAUGAGACUCAUGGAGCAGCCUGAGGAUGAUUUGAAACUCUGGUGCAGCUUAUGGAGGAGACGAGACUCCUGAGGAACCCUAUGGAGGAGACGAGACUCCUGGGGCAGCCUAAGGAGAAGAUAGAAAAGGGUACAAAAGUUGUUAAAUUGAUUUGCCCUUAAACAUGUCACAUACUGUACACAGCAGAUGUUGAAUGAUAUUAUGUACAUGUAUUAGCAAAAAUACUCAAUGUCACGUCUUGGUCUUAGUAUUUUGUGUUUUCUUUAUUUGUUUGGUCAGGCUAGGGUGUGACAUGGGUUAUUGUGGUGUGUUUUUGUCUUAGGGGUUUGUGGGGUGUCUACGUAGUCUAUGGCUGCCUGAGGCGGUUCUCAAUCAGAGUCAGGUGAUUAUCGUUGUCUCUGAUUGGGAACCAUAUUAUUACCAUAUUAUUACUGUGCAUGGUUUUAAAGUUUAUUGGACUUGAGAAUAGAGAAUAGAAGAGAACAUAUUUUUUUAUUAAAUGUAUUUAAGAUUAUUACAAUUUUUAUUCAAACCACCCCUUUAUCUGGGCGGUGUUCAUGUUGUCCAAUAGUCAGAUCUAAAUAUUCUAAAUGUAUUAUAUAGAAGAAACAUGCCUCUCUGACAUGUCAAAUAAAGACUCACUAUCUUUCAGCAACAUAAGUAGAUGUACCAACUGAGCGUAGCUGUUCUACGUCAGAUUCUAGAACUUGUCACACUGUACAUUGAUGUAGUGUAACAAUUUAAAAAUAGUUUAAAAAUAAUUACAUCCACAUUAUAUUAUUGUGAAAAUCUAAUAGGCCUACAGUUAUUUCAACAUGGUUAUUCUAUUUCUGAAUUGUAUAGGCAUGUACUGCCCUGCCCUCUAGUGUCUUUCAGUGUCUUUUACUCAUGUGACAUGUCUUGAUUGUUACCCACUUCAGUUAAGAUAUGUGCAGAUAAAAGUGCAUUAUUUUCUAACUUAGCAAUGUUUAAAUAUCCAUACAGAGUUCAACUGCAGAACUACAUAGAUUUUCAGAAACAGUGAUACUCUCACCGCUUACAGAAGAUUAAUGUAGCCCUACAACUUUAUAAUAUGACAACGGUAAAAUAGCUGUAAUACAUCUGCUAUGAUUUAGCAAAUUAACUUGUGCAGAAAUCUAUUAACCAGAUCGAUCUUUUCAAUAUGGUGUCAUUUUUCAUAGCCUAAGUGCUUUUUGACAAGGAUCGAUGAGUUGUGAGUCCCAAGAUGCUGUUCUGCACACCCACUGCGCCGUUAUUUGCCUGUUUGUGGCCAGCCUGUUAGCUUGCACGAUUCAAGCUGUUUUCGCCCACAGGACUGGCGCAGACUGGAUGUUUUUUUUUGUCGCACCAUUCUCAGUAAACCCUAGACACUGUCUUGAUUGAAAAGCAGAGAAGGGCGACCAUUUCUGAAAUACUCGAUCUGGCGUGCCUGCACUCAAAGUCACUUAGGUCACUUGUUUUACCAUUUCUAAUGAUCAAUCAAACAGUAACUGAAUGCCUAAAUGCCUGUCUUACAUUAUAUAGCAAGCCACGGCCACAUGAGUUACUCUCUGUAGGCACAAUCUUUUUUUCGUGAACCUCGGUGUACCUAAAAACUGGUCAGUAUGUGUAUGUUACAGGUGUAAUUACAGAGCUGGGUCUAAAACAACUGGCCUUACAUUACAGUACAGUAUUAAACCUUCCUCCGCUUAUAGAUUUGUAUGACAAGACAACAAAUAAUGAUUAUAUCUGAGAAUGUAAUUUAUGCCUAUUCUUGAACCAAUCAACAAUUUAAUCCCUUUUAAAUCACAACAGUGGCGACAGAAACGGGAAUAAAAUGUAGUAAAUCCAGAUUUAAUAUAAUAUUAUCCCAUCCUAAAAGCCAAUUUUAUAUUAUGUUCCAGUUUUUCCAGAACAUAAUUUUAAAGUUGUUGAUAAGAUGAAUUUCUCAAUAUACAAUAAACAUAUUUAUCAUACAAAC
This is a messenger RNA of Oncorhynchus keta (chum salmon), 5044 nucleotides long. RefSeq names its product apolipoprotein L4-like. Bases 1741 to 3156 code for a protein of 471 amino acids. Gene Ontology annotation, biological process: lipid transport; lipoprotein metabolic process. The transcript is spliced from 3 exons. Lineage: Eukaryota; Metazoa; Chordata; Actinopteri; Salmoniformes; Salmonidae. Gene Ontology annotation, molecular function: lipid binding. The record is from RefSeq and is a predicted model, not a curated record. Gene Ontology annotation, cellular component: membrane; extracellular region.